Molecule: messenger RNA, 1659 nt
Organism: Xylaria bambusicola
Lineage: Eukaryota; Fungi; Ascomycota; Sordariomycetes; Xylariales; Xylariaceae
Exons: 2
Coding region: 621-1121 (166 amino acids)
Source: RefSeq, a predicted model, not a curated record
GAUAACAAUCCUGGUAUGUAUUUAGAGGUUCGUGAGUCAAUUAACGACAACCCUGAAAUAUCAGAAACGCAAUUGCGAACCCCUUGCAUCUGUCCGGUAUGGAACUACCCGAACUAGCGAUAGCUUCAAGGAUUAAUAGGCUCUGAAGCGUUCGUGUAGUCGGAGGUCUUGACUAUUUAGUCCCACGUCUCCGCGAAAAGGAACUACCCGUUCAAUCUAGUAUACUUGUGUUGUUAUGCUUCCGUGUAUGGGGUUACCGGAGAUUGGAUGAACUUGUUCAAUGCAUCGGAACAUAGUAGAACACCAAGGUAUAAUGUAUGAUGAUUCGCCUAGCCUGCCGCGUUGGUUACACCCCGUGUGAUUGUAACCCUGUACUCUGAUGAUGAACUUUCGAUGCCCCUGAAGUCAUAGCCUUCCUAAAGACUAGAAACCUCAGGAUACACUAGACCCGAAAACUUCGUGAUGAAAUUUAUAUAUAGGACGAUUUCAUCCUCAGAAAGGCUGUAUUGAAUCUCCGUACUCAGCUUCCAAACCAUCGUUCUCAUACUUAUCCUCACCUAUCCAACAGCACCUCUGAGCUGGUGUGCAACUCAGAAUCUUAUCUAUCGAGGAUUAACACCAUGCAUGCCAACAAGGUCUUCCUUAUUGUCGGCGCUCUUGCCGUUCAGUCUCUAGCCCAAACUUUCGCCGAUGAAUCCUGUUCUAGUUCUUGGCUUGCGCUUGAGGCGGCUGCUCCCCAACCCGCUUCAGAAAUCUUCGGCAUUUUACCAGACCCGGCCAGUAUUUUGAGAGACCCCUCCGGCUAUGCGAGCGCCCUGUGUGCAGCCGCCUCCGAGCUACCUCCUUCGGGAUUGAGUGAUUUUGCAGAAUGGGGUCAGUCGCUCCUCCACUUUGCCUCGGUAGAAAUCUCAAGCUACGAUGCUCUCGCCACGAGCUGCUUCAACACGAACUCUGCGGAAGGGGCUGCGGCCACCAGCUACCUCCACUCCAUCGUCUCGCAAACGGCUCCGCUGUGCGUGGAGACCACUGUGUCCAGUACAAAGGGCUGUCAACCCAACGCGUCCGCUACGAUUACCUCAUUGCCGAAGCGCACGCCAAUGCCCCUUCGGAGGAUCAGGUAAAUGUGUUGCGGAACACAUUGCUGGCGUCGUGGUUGUUUGUCUUCCAAUUGUUGCACCUUUCGGUAAACAGCUAGGUGGCGGUAUGAUGAGAUACCUGGCUCUGAACUGAGUAGGACAAACAAGGAAGUGGCUGAUUUUGAAUGCUUCUGCGGAUUGGGAGUGACGGAUGAGAGCAUAGCCAAAGAACAGAGGGGAAGCUGUUUCUAUGAACUGUGGAAUAGUAGUAACAAUUAAUUACUCAACUAAAUGCUUCAGAGAAGUUUUAAUCUCCAAAUGUGAAGCCCUUCAAUGGUGUGAUCGCAGUGUUGUGCUAGCUUCAUUCUUCUUAAUUUUAGGGAGUCGGUGUUGAUAGUGUUUUCAGACGAACUGUCAUCACAGGUGCUCUAUGUGGUGUUAUCGAUUCAUACUGAAAACACACCGAGGCUGAUGAAGUUAUAGGCUUCGUCAAGGCUAUAUGAGGUGAUAGGUGGCCCGAAGGGGUAACAGCUAACCGUAACUCGAGCAGGGUCUUAUCCUUUUUUGUGAUGAUACGGAGUAC